Messenger RNA from Pocillopora damicornis (cauliflower coral), 1767 nucleotides. Its product is annotated as DDB1- and CUL4-associated factor 8. Gene Ontology annotation, cellular component: cytoplasm; Cul4-RING E3 ubiquitin ligase complex. Lineage: Eukaryota; Metazoa; Cnidaria; Anthozoa; Scleractinia; Pocilloporidae. The record is from RefSeq and is a predicted model, not a curated record. Gene Ontology annotation, molecular function: protein binding.
AGAGUUCGAAGAAAGUGAAUUUCCACGAUGUUUAUAUUUGUUUACUGAGUAAUUUUUUGUACUUUGAACCACUCAUGAUUGAUUCUGAACGGGCAAAAGCCCAAAAAGAAGGCUCCCUUUGAUGGUUUCUCCGUCGCAGACGUGAGAGGAACUACAGCCUACAAAUUUCCAGACUGCACCAAUUUUGAGCAAAAUUGACUCUGAAAUGGCUAAGAACGCUUAUCAUUGUCUGGUCCCUAGCUUACAAUCUCGUCAGCUUGGAAUCCUCUCUCCGCGGAAUUUCUCCAGGGACACUUCAGGUUCUUGUGGACUUGUGAAAAGACUCACACUACACGACAAACUUGUUCACCACGAUGGAUGUGUGAAUACGCUACAUUUCAACAUGUCCGGGGACCUUCUAGCUUCUGGAAGUGAUGACUUAGAAAUCGUCAUAUGGGAUUGGGCUAAAGGCAAGAAAAAGAUAGCUUACCAAAGUGGACACUCGAGCAAUGUCUUUCAGGCCAAGUUUAUGCCAUACACUGGUGAUAGUACAAUAGUAAGCUGUGCUAGAGACGGGAAGGUACGCGUUGGUUUCCUCCAUUCCUCGAGUGAUGUUUGUAAGAAUACCAAAUGUCUUGCACAACACAAAGGAGCGGCACACAAGCUUUGCAUAGAGCCAGGAUCACCAUGUGAAUUUCUGACAUGCGGAGAGGAUGGAGUUAUUUUCCAUGCUGAUCUCCGAGAAGAUAAAGCUCACAAACUGUUUUGCUGUCGUGUUGAGGAGCACCGAAGAGUUCCUCUGUACACAAUCUUUAUCAAUCCUCUGAACAACUAUGAGUUUGCUGUGGGUGGCAGGGAUCAAUUUGCAAGAAUUUAUGACAGAAGAAAACUCCCAGAUGACAGUAAAGCUUCAGUGGAGCCUGUGAAACAAUACUGUCCCCAUCAUCUGAUGGGAAGUAAUGACAUCUUUGCCAACAUCACUUGCUUGGUUUAUUCAUAUGAUGGGACAGAACUGCUUGUUAGUUACAAUGAUGAGAACAUUUACCUGUUUGAUUCAUACUCAAGUUCUGAAGCAGAAUACAUUAAAACUUACAAAGGGCACAGAAACAAUGCUACAGUUAAGGGGGUAAACUUUUAUGGUCCACAAAGUGAGUACAUUGUUAGUGGAAGUGACUGUGGCCACAUUUUCCUGUGGGACAAAGAAACUGAGGAAGUGGUACAAUUCCUUGAGGGAGAUAACACUGGUGUGGUGAACUGUUUAGAGCCACAUCCUUUUGCUCCAAUUCUGGCUACAAGUGGCCUUGACCACGAUGUUAAGAUUUGGCUGCCAACAGCAGAAGAACCAACAAGCUUAGAUGGACUAAAGAAUGUGAUUAAGGAAAAUGACAAAGACAGAGAAGAAGAAAGACUUCGGCCUCAUGAUCCAAUCAGUGAACACCUUUUAUGGCUUAUGAUGCAUCACAUCAGAAGAAGCCAGAAUCGAGGUGAAGGUGGGGAGCAAGGCAGUGAUAGUGAGACUGCUAGUGAUGAUGAUGACGAUGAUGAAGAUGGUGAAUUGGGGAACCGAGUGCAGUGCAGUCCGUCAUGAAUGGACAUUUUAUAAUACAUCAGAUAUGUAGUAAAAUAUAAAUAUGGACAAAGAAAAAUUUGUGUUAAGUUUAGGCUUGUCUUGUGUAGAAAUGUGAAUGUGUUAGUGUAGAAUAAAUGCUUUUCAUUCGUGUAAAAUGUUGAUGUGUCAUGUAAGGUAUGCCAAAUAACAUUACAUCAUCUGAUCACUUUUCUUUAAAA